GAUCGUCCUGAGCUGCUCAGACUGACACAGCACAGCAGCAGAUACCAAAUUAUUGACUGACAGUGAGUGCCUGCAGCUCCUCCCUCCCUCCUGCUGACCUCCCCAGUCUGGCUGAACAGAGUAACUCAGAGUGCUGGGCUCAAUGCACUUCCAGUAACGGGGGUGAAAAUGAAAAUGCUGGCAAAAGCAGGACACAGAACCCAAAGGUGAAAGGAAAUGUCUGCAGAGCCCACAGGGCCAGCACGGGCUCAUCUGUCGCCCACGGCAGGAGGGCAGCAGGACAAGGCCAUUAGCAGGGUAAUUAAUUACAAGAAGGACAGUGCUUGAUGUCACCCCUCUGCUCUGACAGCCAGUGCAACAGCAAAGACAGAAAUCCAGGGAGUGUUCCACUCUGAGACAGUGCUUGCACCAGAGACAAGGCUGAAGGAGUGGUCAAGGGAUAGAUUUUUUUUUAAAAGUGAAAGAAUUAUUUAAAAAGAGGAAGUUUAGGGAUGAUAAGUAACUGUUCCAGGCACACAAAACCAAACACACCCCUCCCUCACUGACACACUCAGAAGACACUGCAGAGGACAGCAGAGCACAGCAAUCCACAGAGGGUGCAUCUCUAAAUAAAACAGAAGCAGAAGCUAGCAGUUCAUCAUCUGGAAUCUGAAGCUGCCACUGACUAAGGAAGCAGCUCACAGAGGAUGGUCUAAGGCUCAGGCCUGGGAUGCUCAGCUGCUCCUGCUGCCUCUGCCUGCUCCGAGGGAUUCCCCAGGAACACUCCUGCCCAGUCCCGUGUGAGAGGGAAUACUACAAUGCAAAUGAAAGCCACAGCCCAAUUCAGCUCCUCCAGGAAUGACAGCAACUGCACCAGCGACAGCAGGAUCAGCCAAGUCAUCUUCCCUUUACUCUACACAUUUCUGUUCCUGGUGGGGAUCACUAUGAAUGGCCUGGCAAUGUGGGUCUUCUUUAAAAUAUCCAGUAAAUCAAAUUUCAUCAUCUUCCUCAAGAACAUUGUCAUUUCUGACUUCCUCAUGAUCUUGACUUUUCCAUUUAAAAUCCUCAGUGAUGCAAAGCUGGUAUCCUGGGUCCUGCGAGGGUUCGUGUGCCAGGUCACCCAGGUUGUGUUUUACUUCACCAUGUACAUCAGCAUCCUGUUUCUUGGUCUGAUAACUAUUGAUCGCUAUCAGAAAGCCACUUCCCCAUUCAGAACAUCAACUCCACGCAGCCUUUUAGCUGCCAAGAUCCUGUCCACAGCAAUCUGGGUAUCAAUGUUUGCUCUCUCCUUACCCAACAUGAUUUUAAAUAAUAAGAAGAAAACACCCAAGAGUGUAAGGAAGUGUGCUCUCCUGAAAUCCGAGUUUGGCUUAGUCUGGCAUGAAAUUGUAAACUACAUUUGUCAGCUCAUCUUCUGGGUUAAUUUAGCAGUCAUAGUGGUAUGUUACAUCCUCAUCAGCAAGGAACUGUACAAAUCCUACAAAAGGACACAAUGCACAGGGAAGGCAUCCAAGAAGGCUGUCAAUCUCAAGGUUUUCAUAAUAAUUGCUGUGUUCUUUAUUUGUUUUGUGCCAUUCCACUUUACCAGGAUCCCCUACACCUUGAGCCAAACGAGAGAUGUGUUUGACUGCUCUGCUCAGAGCACCCUGUUCUACCUGAAGGAGACCACGCUGUGGCUGACAUCCCUCAAUGCCUGCCUGGAUCCAUUCAUAUACUUUUUCCUUUGCAGGUCAUUUAGGAAAUCCUUGCUAGACAUGCUGUGCAAGCACAGGGCAGUGUCAGGGCUCAGGGCACAGACAAAGGGGCAGAACGAGGGGGAUGACACUGACGAGACGCCGCUCUAGAUCCCAGGACUCCACACGGCCCUUCCUGGCCACUCGUGUUUAUUGAGGGGGCCAGGAGCACGAGUCCAUGAAGAGCAUCCAGAACUUCACUGACUUCUUUAGAAAUAGUCCUGCAGAUGAAGCAUGAGCCCCCUGGAACCACUGCCUGCAAAACCAGAAAGCUUAAAUAACAGAGGAGCUCCCCUGCCCCCAACCUCCACGUCUGUCAGAACUGCUGGGAAGAAGUCUGGACUUAAAAGUGGAACUGUGAGGAACAACUUAAAACAGAAUCAUGAAAUGCUACAGAUGAUAUAAUGAAAAUUCUGUAAAGAUUUUGCAGAAAUAGCUAAGCUUGGGCCAGAGUAAAGUCCAUGACAGGACCUGAGAAAUGCAGAUAAAAUCCAGAGAUGUGCAUUUUCUGUACAGGGAGUUAUCACCUUGUAGGCAACUGGCAGAGAAACAGAAACCUAGGCCAGAUGUAGAGGAGUCAUUUGUGCAGAUUUUUGCUUACACUUUGCUUAUCUCAUUCUGUGCUUGCAGUUCCUAAUCCAUUGACCAGUAAUUAAUAGUUGUAUGUCAGAGGAAAUUAUUUCAUAAUCAGGCUUAUCUUGGUAUUAAUCAAAUCUCCAAGUCCUUCCCCCUACUACAUAAAUAAACAAAACUGUAUGUUUUCACAGAGAACAUUAUAUUAGAAAACAUACAAACACUCGAUUUACAUCAUACUGAGAUCCUGGGGAAAGACGGGCUCAUGGUAACCACUGAUGAUUAAGGGCAGCUUUUUGCACUAUAUAAAAUACUCAACCACUUCCUUUUUUGCACUUGGAAAACUUGAAAUAAACCAGGGAAGUAUUUUCAAGUACAUGACAUUUUGAGGUAUCACAGCAAUUGCAUGUGAAAUAGAUUGUGGGCUACUGGAAUAAAUUGUGGUUCAUUUAUCAGCACUGCAAA
This is a messenger RNA of Cyanistes caeruleus (blue tit), 2750 nucleotides long. It is a transcript of the gene P2RY12, whose product is annotated as purinergic receptor P2Y12. Gene Ontology annotation, cellular component: membrane. Gene Ontology annotation, molecular function: G protein-coupled purinergic nucleotide receptor activity. The record is from RefSeq and is a predicted model, not a curated record. NCBI's taxonomy places the organism in Eukaryota, Metazoa, Chordata, Aves, Passeriformes, Paridae. Gene Ontology annotation, biological process: blood coagulation; G protein-coupled receptor signaling pathway.